Messenger RNA from Naegleria gruberi, 486 nucleotides. RefSeq lists its product as uncharacterized. Lineage: Eukaryota; Heterolobosea; Eutetramitea; Acrasida; Naegleriidae. The record is from RefSeq and is a predicted model, not a curated record. The coding region runs from base 1 to 486 and encodes 161 amino acids. The transcript has a single exon.
AUGGUAGAAACUAAACAAGACUCUGUUGAUUCCAACAUUCUUUCAAGAAGCAGAGAAUAUGUUGAACCACUAAUUAUAAACAAUAAUCCAAACUCUCAUAAUCCAUGUUUGGCUGCUUUAAGAGAAUUGUAUUCUGAAUUGUCUUCUCUCAUUCAAAGUACUCAAUCCUCUUCCGUUGCACUAUCUUCAAAACAACAAUUAACUCAGAGACAAAGCUCUAUCCUUCAUCGAUCUAAAAAGAUCAAAGACAUUGCUCACGACAUAUUGAGCUUGAUUUUCAAGGGUAAAACACCUUCACCAAGUAGCACCUAUUCAUUAGAUAAGAUUGAAUCAUGUAUUACCUAUUUGUUACACGCCAAUUUGGAUCAAUUAAAAGAUACAAUAGAGAUUGUGAAUCAGUGUGAGUAUUCAAGAAGUAGACUUGGUGAAACGCGUGUAAAUGAAUUGAAGGAAGUAAUGGGUGAAAUUUUCAUUGUCAAUCCAUAA